Messenger RNA from Pangasianodon hypophthalmus (striped catfish), 1172 nucleotides. RefSeq names its product cerebellin 20 (gene cbln20). The transcript has 5 exons. Lineage: Eukaryota; Metazoa; Chordata; Actinopteri; Siluriformes; Pangasiidae. The record is from RefSeq and is a predicted model, not a curated record. Gene Ontology annotation, molecular function: protein binding. Bases 208 to 888 code for a protein of 226 amino acids.
AGCUAAUGUCACUGAUGAACAAAAGUGUGAUGUUAUUUUGUAGUGUUUGUGCUACUGGUAAAUAAAUCAGAAUAUGAGGACUCUGAUAAAGAUUCACCACUCAUGUCUACCUGUGACAAAUAGAAAGCAAGAGGUGGAGCUGAACAAACCUUUAUAGCUAAUCCUCCACAACCUGAGGCCAAACAUCAACCCUGGUCACACAGCAGAAUGAGAGGCCUUGUGUUCUUGUGCCUGAUUGGAUGUUCUCUUGCGAACGAUGCUGUAUACUCUUGGAAUGGCCCUGGAGAGCCGAGUCAGCCUGAUCCCGGCACUGACAAUGUAUGUCUCUCUGAUUCGGACACCUGUGGCUGUUGUCUGAUGCAAAAGCAGAUGAUGAGAAUGGAGAGUUUUUUCAACAUGAGCCUGAACGAGAUGCGCAAGGGUCUAGAGAAAGCUGAAACUGCUCUGAACUAUGUGCGCUCCAGCCGCAGUGCCUUUUCAGUGGCACUGACUGACACUCGUCGAUGCCUGACUUCCAGCCGAGAUGACACAGUGGUGAAGUACCAGUCUAUAUUCCUUAACUUAGGCGACGGCUACAAUGUUAGUACAGGCGCCUUUACGGUCCCACGCUCAGGGGUCUAUGCGCUGGCUCUUACAGUGUACAGUGAUGCAGGUGCCCCUGGUGCCCUCCUGGCUGCCUGUGUUCGUUUGCGUAAAAAUGGUCGCGUGAUUGCAGCACUCAGCGAGUACAACACCCAGGACCAGGAGGACAGCGCUACCACCAUCCUGGCAAUGCAGAUGCAGGCUGGGGACAAGAUGGAUGUGAUUCUCCCUCCCGGCUGCUACCUGUGUGAUGACAGCAGCCAUUUCAACACAUUCAGUGGCUUUUUGCUGUAUGCUACAGAUUAAUUUUUUUUUAUUCUCUCAUCCCAUGUCUGGGUUUAGACCUUUGCAUUGAUCCUCGUGAUCUUUCAAAAUCAAGGCCAUGUAUCUAUUGACUCCCAUAUCCAAUUGCUAGCCUGUUUGUUGGGUUUCCAGUUCAUAAUUGAGCUCCAGGUUCAACAUGACUGCCACAGGAUUACUGUAUACUGUGUAAAAUGGGCAUUCAAAAAACAGUUUCUUCUUCUUCUUUUUGUUAAUCCUUAACCCUUAAGUAAAUGUCUGUACAAGUUGUAUGACAAAAAGUGUUUUUA